AUGACAGAAAGUUUCAGAACACGUGCAACAAACUACAUUAAAGAUAAAGCGCGGAGUGCCUUGAAUUCUAGUAAUAAACAAGACAAAGAUUUCUCAAAUGAAGCUGCAGAAACUCAGAUUCCUAUCUUUACAUCGCAUCAUGGUGAAAAUGGUGCUGCUGAAGUUGUACAGGAUUUAGUUGCUGAAGCUUUAAACGACAUGGAACAGAAAUGCAUCUUGUUACCUACAUAUGCUUUUCGAGACCAAGCCAAUCCUAAUGAAUGGACAGUACGCGUACGAGGUUGGGCAUACGCGACACGAAAGAAAAGUCGCAAAAGAAAAUUAAUGAUGGGGGUUGCGCGACGCAUAAUGGUCAAAGAUGAACAACAAGGCAAAUAUUUAGAAGAUCGAUUUGGAAUGUUUCUAACUAAAAAUGUUCGUAAUCAAAGGUAUAGAGUAAAAAUAAUCGGACUCGCUCAUCCCUCUCACAUGAAACUUGAAGGUGAUCCGGAUUCGGAUGAUAAAUCAGAUAAUGGAAGUAAUGCCGAAACAGAUGAUGAAACAUUAAUAGAGAGUGAAUCGGGAGACGAGAGUGGCGAAAAUAGUAUCUGUGAAGAAGAAAUUGAAACUGAUUCAGGAAUAGCUCACGUAACAACUGAUACAGGACAUUUUGAGGGUAAACUUACUAUUUCUAAUGAAAUUGUAGAUAGAUGGAUAUCGAAUGCCAAUGAGGAAGAUGAUGGUUUUGGAAAUCAUAUGAGAUUAUUCAGAUUAGAGGCGAAACGUUGUGGAAUUAGACGUGCCGCGCCAGUUUUAGGUUAUGCAGAUUUAAUUGACACAGAAGGAAUAUCAAUAAUAUCGGAUAUUGAUGAUACGAUCAAAGAUACAGAUGUAGUUGGUGGCGCAAAGACGAUUAUUGUGAAUACAUUUUUAAAAGACUGUAAGGAAGUUCCUGGCAUGGCGGCGCGUUAUUUAGAAUGGUAUCGUAGAGGAGCGUCCAUUCACUAUGUCUCCAACUCACCCUGGCAAUUAUUUCCAAUGCUUAAAUCGUUUUUCAAUACGUGGUCCUUUCCGCCUGGAUCAGCUCAUUUGAAAUUCUACAAUAAUAUUAAAAGUAUAACAGAAACUAACGGGGAAAAUAAAAAGGCAGCUAUUCGCCAAAUUUUGCAGGAUUUUCCCAAAAGAAAGUUUAUCCUUGUUGGUGAUAGCGGUGAGAUAGAUAUGGAGAUUUACGCAUCGAUUGUUAAAGAAUUCAGCCCAAAAGAACAAAUAAUACACGUUUUUAUUCGAGAUGUCACCACUAAACUUGUAGAAAACCAACCGGCGAGACGUGCACGUUCUUUACCAUUUAUCCCAAAAAGAACUUCAUCGGCAAAUUCGUUCCGUACCUCAAAAACCAUGCCCAAUUUAAACAUGUCUUCGUUAGAUAAACAUAAUGAGGAUGAUUAUGAGCAAACGAUAUCCCCCGAUUCUGAAAAUUCAUCACAAACAUCAGCUCACGAAACUGCGGAAUGCGAACCUCAGACACCAUUAGAGAUAUUUCAAGAACGCGUGCAAAAGAUUCAAGAGUCCAUUGAAGCUGAAGGAACUGGGUUUACUUUGUUUACGGAAGGAGAUGAAUUGAUAGGUCAUGCGAAAGUCGAGCAAGCAUUUGAAGAAUUAGAAGAGCGUCGUUUUAGUUUCUGA
Molecule: messenger RNA, 1665 nt
Organism: Ambispora leptoticha
Lineage: Eukaryota; Fungi; Glomeromycota; Glomeromycetes; Archaeosporales; Ambisporaceae
Source: the annotation of a GenBank genome assembly